GCUGCGCGAGCCCAGAGUUUCAAACCCAGACUAUUGGACCAACGCCAGCCCCUCCAUCAUCGAUCUCAUCUCUUCUUCAACGCGUCAGGGACGUUUAUGAUCUGCUCAAACUGAACCAAUUGGAGCCAUAAAAUCACACUUUAUAGCCGAUAGCACUUUCGAUCGUCGUUGCCACUAACACAUUCACUUAGAGGGAGAAACCUACCCGUAACUCCCUUUCACACCUCACGAAACGCCUCUGCCAUCAAGAAAAGACUUCCCUGUCAUGAUCCUUGGUCCUAUAAGCCUCGUUGACUGCGGAGUCUUUCUUAUAUUUCUUGCGCCUCAACUUAUAUGGCACGCUGGAUUCUUUUUGACAUUAUUCACGGGUCUCAGGUCCUUACCGUUUCUCAGUUGGUUAUCCCUCACUACAUAUCAUGUCAGUCUAACUUAUUUAACAUAGUGAUUCGACUUCCUUAUGAGUUCAUCACUGAUCGUUACCUGACUCAUUCAACUCGCCAACUUGCGUUUACUCAGACAGCUACUGUGUUUGAGGAUCUUGUGAUACGUUGUGUGCGCUAUGCCUUCGCCAAUAUCCCCGCCAAGGUUGGGCGAGUCUUCUUCGGCAAACAUGUUGCGUUACCAUUUAUUCACUGGCGCAUGCUCCGUCAUGGCUAUAUCAGAUCUCCAGUCCACUAUAGAGAAUACAACAUAGGAAAAGGAGAUGUCCAAACAAAGGGCAGUUGGAUUAUGCAUCAACCGGAACAUCCUCCGGAUUUCGUCCUUUACUAUGCACACGGUGGCGGAUUCUUGAUGGGCUCAAGUUACUUUUACCUUGAAUUCCUCAUGGCCUGGCAUCACCUCCUUGUUGAGGCUGGAUUCAAAAACCCUGCAAUAUUUGCACUCGAGUACACAUUGGUGCCUGAUCAAGUUUACCCAAGGCAGGUCCUGGAGGCACUUGAAGGCUACAAGCAUGUCCUUGAAGUCGUGCAAGACGCAUCCAAGAUCUGCGUUUCGGGAGAUUCGGCUGGUGGCUCAUUGGUUCUCAGCUUGUUGCUCGAGUUGGGCGCCCAGGCUGGCAAUCAAGAUAAGAAAGGCAUCAAAGUCGACAUCCGGGGCGUUCUCUCAGAUGCGAAUCCACCGCAUCUGCCUCUCCCUCGUAUGGCUACACUAAUUUCACCGUGGAUAACACUGAUGUCCAACUUACACUACAGCUCGAAGAGUGAUUUCCUGGACAAGCGAACAUUGUGGAAAUAUGCAAAUGAGUACGCAGGAGAGAACAUGAUCCAACAGCAACCGGCUUCCCCUGGUAACUGCGUCGAUGAGAGGCUCUGGAGAGCAGCCAGUCCCGAACGAGGAUACUUCAUCAUCUUUGGAGAAGAGGAAGUAUUCGCGCCAGAUAUCGAAGAAUUUCUCAAGCGGCAAGCCAAGAUUGGGAUUCAAGCUGAAGGGCAGAAAUUCGACGGAGGAAUACAUGCGUGGCCGGUAGCCUCACUAUUCCUAUCCAGUACGGAGGAGAAGAGGCUGCAAGGACUUCGAACUGCUGUCAAGGAGAUUAGAAGACGAAUGCUUGAAUGGGGUACACUGAAUGAGGACAAAGUAUAAAAUCAGAUUAGAUCAAGUAAAAAUUCAUAGACGAGGCCUGUAGUUGGUGAAUCAGGAACCAUAGUACAAAACUCGGUUUCGUCCUCACCAGGCCUGCUCAGGGAUUAAAGCUCAACGUGUAUCAUCACCAGGAUGCAGAGGCAGAAGAGGAUAUGCAGGUAGAAAACAGUGGAACUCACCUGAUAGAGAGAGAUAUAUCUG
Molecule: messenger RNA, 1785 nt
Organism: Fusarium redolens
Lineage: Eukaryota; Fungi; Ascomycota; Sordariomycetes; Hypocreales; Nectriaceae
Product: Alpha/Beta hydrolase protein
Exons: 3
Coding region: 334-1584 (416 amino acids)
Molecular function (GO): hydrolase activity
Source: RefSeq, a predicted model, not a curated record